UAAUUUUGCGAAAAUUUAUUGUAAUGGUGGUUUUUGUAAACGAUUAGCGAAAUAGCCUGUAUUUUUAUUUGUUUAUAAUUGAUUAGCAUUUUUACGUAUUAAUUCGUGUCGGGGCUGCGGCCGUAUCAUGCUUACAUGUCUGAAUUAGCAAAGACGCCUGUUUUAGCCGAAGAAGGCUCAAAUCAGUGUAGAAAACGUUCUUUACCCAACAGUGAACAGUGUAGCAAAAGAAUAAAAUCGGACGAUAUGAAUGUCAAUGAGAAGAAAUCAAACUUUUCUAAAACUAGAACAAUAAAGUUAACAUCGUCAUCGAUGAACAAACCAGGAGCUACAACAAAAAAGCUAAUUAUAAAGAAUUUCAAAAGCACACCGAACCUUCCAGAGAACUAUCAGGAAACGACAUGGAGCAAGUUAAAGGAAGCCGUGAUCGCCAUCCAGACCUCAAAGGCUAUAGAUUAUUCUCUAGAGGAGUUAUACCAGGCAGUUGAGAAUAUGUGCAGCCACAAGAUGGCCUCGCAACUGUAUGUGAAUUUAACAAACCUGGUAGAAGCUCAUGUGAAGGCCAACAUCGAGCAGUUCCUGUCGGAGAGCAUGGACCGGCAGGUGUUCCUCAAGCGCAUGGACGACUGCUGGCGAGCGCACUGCCGACAGAUGAUCAUGAUACGCAGCAUCUUCCUCUACCUCGAUAGAACCUACGUCUUGCAAAAUCCUAGCAUACACUCUAUUUGGGACAUGGGUCUAGAUUUGUUCCGGCAUCACAUAGCAAUGAACACACUGGUGCAGACGCGCACGGUGGACGGUCUGCUGGUCAUCAUCGAGCGGGAGCGCGGGGGCGAUGCCGUUGACCGCUCCCUGCUCAAGAGUCUUCUGAGGAUGCUCUCUGACUUGCAGAUCUAUCAGGAGGCUUUUGAACACAAAUUCCUGCAAGCCACAGAGCGUCUCUACGCGGCGGAGGGGCAGCGGCUGAUGCGCGAGCUGGCCGUGCCCGAGUACCUGGCGCACGUGGAGAAGAGACUGCGCGAGGAGAAUGAGAGGCUGCUGCAUUAUCUGGACCCUUCCACCAAAUGGCAGCUAGUCCACACAGUAGAGCGGCAGCUGCUAAGCGAGCACCUGGCGGGCAUCCUCAGCAAGGGACUGGAGUCACUGAUGGACGGACCUCGGCUGGCUGACCUGACUACACUGUAUAACUUGUUCAGUAGGGUCAAGGAUGGCCUUAAUGAGCUGUGCAGCCAUUAUAACGCUUAUAUUAAGAAGAAGGGUCGCACGAUAGUGAUCGAGCCGGAGCGCGACAAGACGAUGGUGGCCGAGCUGCUGGAGUUCAAGGAGCAGCUGGACCACAUCGUCACCACCUGCUUCCAGAGAAAUGACAAGUUCCUGUACAGUAUGAGGGAGGCCUUCGAACACUUCAUCAACCAGAGACAGAACAAACCCGCUGAGCUUAUUGCCAAAUUCGUAGACGUGAAACUGCGCGCAGGCAACAAAGAAGCAACGGAAGAGGAGCUAGAGCGCCUUCUAGACAAAAUAAUGGUUCUCUUCCGAUUCAUCCACGGAAAGGACGUUUUUGAAGCAUUCUACAAGAAGGAUCUGGCAAAGAGGUUGCUGGUUGGCAAGUCGGCCUCCGUGGAUGCAGAGAAGUCAAUGUUGAGUAAAUUGAAGCAAGAGUGUGGCGGUGGCUUUACGUGUAAGCUAGAGGGCAUGUUUAAAGAUAUGGAGUUGUCGAAGGAUAUCAAUAUUACGUAUAAGCAGCACCUGCUAGCCUCCGGCGAGUCGUCCAACCUCGAGCUGUCAGUCUACAUAUUAACCGCGGGGUUCUGGCCGACGUACGGCGCGGGCGCGGCGCGGCUGCCGGCCGAGCUGACGCGGCAUCAGGAGCACUUCUCCAAGUUCUACCUGGCCAAGCAUAGUGGACGGAAGCUGCAGUGGCAGCCGACGCUCGGGCAUACCGUGUUGAGGGCUGGGUUUCCGCAGGGUAACAAGGAGCUGCAGGUGUCGCUGUUCCAGGGGCUGGUGCUGCUGCUGUUCAACGACGCCGACUCGCUCAGCUACGAGGAGAUCAAGACUGCCACUAACAUUGAGGACGGUGAACUCAGGCGCACACUACAAUCCCUGGCGUGUGGCAAAGCUCGCGUGCUCACCAAGACGCCUAAAGGACGAGAGGUGGACGCCGCCGACCAGUUCAACUUCAACGCCGAGUUUACGAACAAGCUGUUCCGGAUCAAGAUUAACCAGAUACAGAUGAAGGAGACGAGCGAAGAACAGAAGGCGACGGAAGAGCGCGUGUUCCAAGACCGGCAGUACCAGAUCGACGCGGCCAUCGUGCGCGUCAUGAAGAUGCGCAAGCAGCUGUCGCACAACCUGCUCAUAUCUGAGCUUUAUAACCAACUCAAGUUCCCCGUCAAGCCGGCAGACCUGAAGAAACGCAUAGAAUCGCUCAUCGACCGCGACUACAUGGAACGUGAUAAGGACAACCCCAACCAAUACAACUACGUCGCGUAGUCCACCCGACACUCACACCUCCUUGCUCACAGAGAAUGCGACCGGCCAGUACGAACGUAUGCAAAUUUUUUUAAACAAAGGCUUAUUCUGAGAUUCCAUAGACAAUAUAACUUUUUAAAAUUUUCAGCCAGCUAGCACAUAAUAAUAAGGCCAAACUGUAAACCUAAGGACGAAAUUGCAUACUUUUUCGUAACUGGGUCAGAUAAGUUGGUGGUACCGUAGUAUUUGUAUAACGAUGUAGACGGUUAAAAUAAUAAUGAUUUUAUGUGUUUGCCGUGGAUCAGUCUGUUGGCAAUUAUUUCUUCGGAAUUCUGUGAUUGAUCAAUAAUUAAAAUGCAAUACUAGAACGGAGCCAGUUAUGAUGAAUAUCAAUGAAGUGGCAAUGGACAGAAGAUAACUUUUCGCUAUAAUUAAUUCCUAAGAAUAAUAAUUACACUAGAUAGCGUGUGAUAUUAGAAAAACGAUCAGCGACCCUCGCUUUAUGUUUCUUUUCACUUUCUGUGUUAAUAAUUUGUAUAAAGUUGUUCCCAAGAUUACGGAAUUCAUAUGAAACCCGCGAUUUUUUCUAUUGCAUUAAAUAAGUAUUGUGCAAUAGGUACAUAACAAUGUUUCCCGGUUGUGUUGUUUUAUUUAUAUUAUGAAAUAGAGUCGUCAGUUUAAUUUUGGAGGGAUCACUAAUUAAAGACUAUUUAUAAUUUUA
Messenger RNA from Plutella xylostella (diamondback moth), 3196 nucleotides. The record is from RefSeq and is a predicted model, not a curated record. NCBI's taxonomy places the organism in Eukaryota, Metazoa, Arthropoda, Insecta, Lepidoptera, Plutellidae.